UCCGCGACCACGUUGUCAUGGUAGCGGAGAGCGAGACAGCCGCCGCAGGUAUAAAAGCAGACGCAGUCGGCGGCGCGUGCGUUUCAGUCAAUUCGCAGUGUUCGCCGUGCGCAGAUCAAAAAGCAUAUCAGUGUAACUCCAAACGCACCAUUCCGGUCGGUUCUAGCAGUCAGGAGCAAAGGGAAUAAAGCAGACGAGCAAACGAUGCCGGCAGCAGAUCUGAAUAUAGGGAAGCUCCACCUUGUGCUGGAGAUGUACAAAAUGGCCAGCAAUCCCGAGAACGACAGCAUGCAUUGGAGUGCGGACGGCAGUCUGCUAAUCGUGAACCUGCCGGCACUGGCCCUCCAUCUGAUACCGAUGGUUGACGAAGGGAAUCCGCUCAUCUGGUUCCUGGGGCUGAUGACCGGGGCCGGCUUCAUGCAGUGCCCGCUGGAGACGGUCGACGAGGCGGAGUACAACACGCCGCCGGAAAUGACGCUCAUCUUCUGGCAUCCUCAGUUCCACCGCAAUAAUCCCUGGUUUAACUACACCUGGAUCAGCGUGCACGAUGAGACCCCGCAGCGUGAGGAGGAGUAGCCUCACCAAGGAUGCCGGACAAUGUGGAGCAACCGGGGCGCCGAUCCUGCAAGACGUAAGAGCAAUCGAACGGUCCGAUUCGAACGAACAACAGAGAGAUGGAGACCGAAGACGAAAGGAUUUAGCGACCGGCGCAGAUGUUAAGAAAUUCUGCACUCGAGACACUCCAGCAACAGUUACACCGGCUUUGCGAUGGGCGUACUGUAGGUUGGUGUAAGUCUACAGUUAUUAGACCAUAGUUUAUUGAUUGAAACCCCCAACUUUGAAGACGACAGAAAAAAACACAGAGAGAGAGAGAGAGAGAGAGAUAGAUAGAGAGAGAUAGAGAGAGAGAGAGAGAGAGAGAGAGAGAGAGAGAGAGAUAGAUAGAGAGAGAUAGAGAGAGAGAGAGAGAGAGAGAGAGAGAGAAAGAGAGAGA
Messenger RNA from Anopheles gambiae (African malaria mosquito), 994 nucleotides. RefSeq lists its product as uncharacterized. The record is from RefSeq and is a predicted model, not a curated record. Bases 205 to 576 code for a protein of 123 amino acids. The transcript is spliced from 2 exons. NCBI's taxonomy places the organism in Eukaryota, Metazoa, Arthropoda, Insecta, Diptera, Culicidae.